AAGAGAAAGAUUGUUCUCACUGCUGCUUGCUGCUGCGAGCCCGACGCCAUCGAUGCGACCCUCAGCCAUGCAGCUCGCGCUGCUCUGCCUCGGCGCCUCGGCGCUGGUCCCGCCGACGCAACGGAGACCACCGACCGCGCUACGAGCGAAGGCCGAGGCCUUUGUCACAGAAAACGCCCCGGACCUCCUCAAGGAGAUCGUCAUGAAAAGAACAAGUUUGGGCGAGGACGCGCGGCGGAACAACGCGCGCACGGGCGGAUCUGUAAAACUAGAGCACGUGACGCUCGACAAGAUCGAUGGAAAUGGCCUCGCGUUCACGUGCUCCGUGAAAAGAAGAGCGGGCGGCUUCGGCGGGGGGUUUAGUACAGAAGACGAAACGACCACCGCGAAUUGGGGCGACUUACUAGAAUGCGGCUGGGAGGCGGACCAGUGCGAGGUCGAUCCCGACGGCGCGACGGCGCAAAGGAGAUUGAUGCAGGUCGCCUGUUCUCUGGGGUUGAAUGGGGAUGCCGCUAGGUUGCUCUCGACGGAAUUUCCGGGCGGGUUGGGCGACGCGGGCGCGCUCCCGGACAACCUGUGGUUGAACAACAUUCCCGCGUCGAAGGAAGCACGAAGUCACUUGGGAGAUGCGGUCUGCGACGCUGUCGUACAAGCGAUCCUCGAGGACGCGCCGACGCUCCAAGUCACGGUGAAGCCGCCCGAGCGCGGCCCUGCGUGGCAAUCAACCUGUGAGUCGGGAGCUUUUCGCGUCGAUGGCGUGAGCGCCGCGAAAUUUGAUUUCCACGCAGGCUCGACCCGGAGAUGGACACUUAUAGAAUAGGCACGUUACUGGAGCUCGCCCGCCACCUGGCUUUUAGGGUUAUCGAGGGCACGGGCCGAAAAGUGAGGAUAUGCGUGCAGGCGCCGAUGGGCGAGGGCAUCUUCAGCGGUCUACCUCUAUCGCUGAACGGCGUGCGCAAGCUCCUGGAGAUGAUGGACUGGGGGUCGCAAGGUGCCGAACUCCAGCAGAAGAAGUUCAUCCGGUUUGGCGCCGUGGGCAGCGAGUGGGUCGACGCCGACGACGAGGUCUUUGUGGUGCUCGCGCCGCAGUCCAUCGUGGGGAAUAGCAUCGUGCCCCUGCUGCAGGAGAUGGUCGAAGCCGCUAAGGGGAGGCCUGUGAUCUUGAUCAACGGUAGGAUGGGCGACGUCCAGUCGAGUGCGGGCGUCAUGUCGUAUCGGGGACGGGCCGAUCGCCUGGACUUUGUCGACGAGUUCCGGGAGUGCUUUCAUUUCUCGUUGGUGGUGCCUCCUGGUAGGACCUUCUUUCCUAUUUUGGGUGCCGUGUGCCGACCUUUUUUAGAUUGCCCGUACGCGCUGUAUCGGCGGCUCGAGUUAUGCACCGAGGAAAAUAGAAUAUUCGCGAACAGCGUCGAACGGGCGGCCGCGGCGAAGUCGGGCGACCUCGUCGAGAAGUACGAGCCCGUCGGCUGCUACGGGGAGAUGCCCACGGCGAAGGAACAAAAACUCGCGUACCGCGAGGCGGCGAAGGCCGAUUUAGCGGCGGGGCGCGUCGUGAGGGCGUAAUUUUUCCUAUGGAUAUU
Messenger RNA from Pelagomonas calceolata, 1580 nucleotides. The record is from the annotation of a GenBank genome assembly. Lineage: Eukaryota; Pelagophyceae; Pelagomonadales; Pelagomonadaceae.